ACGUGCGUUGCGUGGGUGUAGAAAUAGCAGGGUGUGUUUUUCUUCAGUUUGGAAGAGGGGAAGAGGGAAAAGGCGAAACAAAAAAGAAAAGGGCUAGGGCUCCAAGAAGCAAGUCCAACAGUACACACACUUAUCUUGAAAAAAAAAGAAAAACCGACACGCGUAAAAAUCCGUCUGUUCCUCUCUUCACUUCACUUCGCUUCGCUUGUUUGCUUCUGAGGUCCUGCAUUGUCAGUUGGGACAUAGGAGGCCAAGAAGGAUAUGUCUUCUGAUAGUGCAAAGGAAAAUGCAUCUGUAGUUGAUUCUUCGGUGACUGAAUGGAAGCAUGACAUGGGAAACUCUGACGAUCCAGGAUCUUUGUUUCUUGUCAGAAAGCCCAAGCUACAAAGGUAAUGAGGAUGGCUAUCCUAUUAUGGCUGAAAAAGCAGGUCAUGAUCGGGUGGGAAAUUCAUCUAUAAACAAAAAGAGAAAAUUGUGUAAUACAAGAUAUUUCAUCAUUAAGAGUUUGAAUCAGCAUAAUAUCCAACUAUCAAUUGAGAAUGGGAUAUGGGCUACUCAAGUCAGGAAUGAACCAAUUUUGGAAGAAGCCUUUCAUAAUUCUGGUAGAGUCAUUCUAAUAUAUAGUGUCAACAUGAGUGGUUUCUUCCAAGGGUAUGCCCAAAUGAUAUCUUCUGUUGGGUGGAGGCACGACAAUUUAUGGAGCGAAGGAAGUGGUAAAAGUAAUCCUUGGGGUCGCAGUUUUAAGGUUAAGUGGCUGCGAUUAAAUGACUUGCCUUUCCAAAAGACGCUUCAUCUCAAGAAUCCACUGAAUGACUACAAACCUGUUAAAAUUAGCAGAGACUGCCAGGAACUACCUGAAGAUAUAGGAGAAGCCCUUUGUGAGCUAAUUGAUGGGGAGAGAGACACUGAUGGCAUGGUGAAAAGUUUUCCCAGGGAUGAUCUUCCUAUGAAAAGGCCUUGCAUUGAUCCUUCAUCUUACACAGGAGAUGGAGUGUAUACUGUCCCUCCACUGCAGAUGCCUUGGGGCAGGACACCCACACCUUAUCCUUCCUUCCUCUACCAGCAACAUGAUGAAGCAAGUAGAUUUCAUUUAGCACAUCAGGGACCUACUGGUGCUGGUUUCACUGACAAUGCUCUUAGCUCCGGUGCUUCAAAAGUUGCAAGGAUGAAACAGUCUCGAAACUCCACUAAUUUGCGAAUACACUGUGAAAUGCCUUCACGAACUGAUAUUUGGGGUUUGUCAGCAGAAAGCCCUCUUGCUAGUACUCUGACUGAUGAUGAUUUUCUUGAAAUGACAUAUGAAGAGUACCUGGAAGUCCAUAGCAGGAGCAUCAAGCAAUUAAAUCCCCCUGCAGCUGGACCAUCUCAGACAACACAUGAGCCUUCAAGAAGUAAGAAACAUGAUGACAAUUUAAACUCAAGUUUUGUAACUGACCUCGGCCACCCCCGUAAAAGGUCACACUCACGUAAUUCAUCUGAGAAAUGAUUGAAUAUCCACCAGAGAUUGAGGUUGUUAGAGUUUCUCCUGAUGACAGGGUUGUAUCUGGUGGAGUGUUGGAAUUUGCCAUAAGGCAGGCACUCAGUCAGUUGUAUCCCAGGAAUCGGGACUCAUGUUGUCAUGUUGUAUACCUAUGUACUUUAUUCGACGAUCUGAUUACAUAGUAGAUUUUUACUGGGGGUUUGUGACCAACCUGUACAGAAAUUAAAUUGGCUACGCUGUCCCUCCUAUUUUUACUAAUUGUGUUAUUUCAUUUUUUUCACCCUUUCCCCUCUGAUGGAGGGUGGAUUUGUGUAGUGCUGAACUAGAUUUAGAUACUCAAAUGCCUUUGUUUUGGUUAGGCAUAACAUUCUUUUGACUGAAGGACAGUAGAAAAUAGGGAUGUAAAAUAGUCAGCCUUUUAGUAUGUCUUCCAAUGCCAUAUAACUCUGAACCAACUGUUGUGAAUAGAAUAUUAAGAGCAUGUACACAAGUUUGGAAGCACUUUUCAGAA
Messenger RNA from Populus trichocarpa (black cottonwood), 1991 nucleotides. RefSeq lists its product as uncharacterized. Bases 326 to 1486 code for a protein of 386 amino acids. The record is from RefSeq and is a predicted model, not a curated record. Gene Ontology annotation, molecular function: mRNA binding; N6-methyladenosine-containing RNA reader activity. Lineage: Eukaryota; Viridiplantae; Streptophyta; Magnoliopsida; Malpighiales; Salicaceae. Gene Ontology annotation, cellular component: nucleoplasm. The transcript has 9 exons. Gene Ontology annotation, biological process: regulation of mRNA splicing, via spliceosome; mRNA splicing, via spliceosome.